UCAAUAAAGAAUAAAAAUGCGUAAAGUCAGUAAAGAAUGAAAAUGAGUGAAGUCAGUAAAGAAUAAAAAUGAGUAAAGGAUAUGCCACUGCAUACCAUAUGUUAACCUCUCAACAUUUAUUUAUUAUUCACACUACGUAGCAUGAGUGAGGUACAUGAUUGAAUCAAAGCACGCUGAUCAGUGUAAAAUUAAUGUAAGAUUGUUUGAGUUCAAAACUGUAUAAAACUACUUAAAUCUAAUCAUAGUUAAUCGAGGGGUUUAACUAUGAUCUAAUCGAGUCACUAAACUUUUACAAAUGCUUUAUUCACUCUAAUCACUAGAAUAUUAAGAAAAAUUAUGAUAAAUGCUUGGAAAUCGAAAAAUGCAUCAAAAUGUCAAAUAAAAAUUUAGGAAAAACUUGCAGAUACACGUCUCGUUUACGUUUAGGCGGCAGUCGUCGAUAAAGUCCCCGGUCUCGUAAAAAGGUGUCUUUGAAUCUAUUACACUUGGAUGUACCGAUCUUAACAUCUCAAAUCGUAGUGGAAUAAGGCUCCUCAUCCUACUUCUCAGCUAGCUGCUUGAGGAAGCGGUGGUACUAGGCUCCUAUCCCACCGAUGGUUCCAAAAACUAGAGGUGUAAAUAACCCUAUUUCGAUGUCCAACACUCGCUGCUGAUACUUCCGCUUUUUCUCAUCCUCUUGCUCUUAGAAGGUUGUGGACGCUGGCUUGCUCCGGUUUUACCUGGAAUUAACAUGCAUUAUUCUAACAUCGAAAAACGCUGUAACUCCCCUUCACCGAAAGCCCCUUGCCUUUAUGUCUAGGUCCUCAUCAAUUAUGCUAGCAUAAGUUUUGGCAUAAUUUGGAAAAAUGAGCAUAAUUUUGGCACUUUUUCCAAAAGUAGCACUACCAGCAUAAUCGGCAUAUUUUUGGUUUUUUGAAGGGAACAUUACCAGAGUCAGGACUUGCUUGGUCUCUUAGACUGAUUCUUUUCAAGUUCUGUCCAUAGUUCAGUGUAUUUUCAUUCGUCUAGGUGAGGGGAAGAAGGUUACCGCAAUACUGCGUCGUUGGUCUUUUAAACGACUGGGCACACCGGAAGUAAAGAUUGCGUCGGUCCCAGUUCCCGCUUUCACAGAGGGUGCCCCUGGUUCAUCCAUCUUCAGCGGCUUUAGAGAGAGAUUUUAGCAUGCUCUCAGCCUCGUUCAAUGAACAGCAAGAGAGUGUACUUCCAGAUUACUUACAAGCAAGUGUGAGGCUGCCAUAUAACAAGCGCUAAGCUAUAUCAGAACACAUUAAAUGUGAUACUAACAUAGUACACUUUGAUACAUUAAGUCACCACUUCUAGUCUGGAAUGAAGUGCAGAAGUUGGUUGUGCUUUAUCAGAGCAAGUGUGUAGUUCAAGAUAAAGAAAAUAUGAUGCUUUAUUAACAAUAAGUAUAUAAUUUGGGUUUUUGGAUUAAGCAUGAAAAAAAAUUAGCAUAAUUUUCAAAAAUGAACAUUAUUUUGAGCAUAAUUUGGAAAAAAAGGGAAAAAAUCGGGUACUGCUCGUAGCAUAAUAUGCUACUUUUACUGAGCACAAUCAAUAAGGGCUUACGCCAAGAAAGGUUUGAUCAUUUGCCGUAGAAUCUCAAGGUAUUACAGAUUUCUUUAAGGGGCGGUUACGCUGAAAGAGUGAAGAAAGAGCGACUCAUUUUUCAGUCGAAAGGAUCGCCACAAGAAAUAACUAGCUCAUCAUAUAGUGAAUGGUUUCUUCCAGAGAAGAGAGGGUCAAUGCAAGAGACGCGAUCGAACACCGGCGCGGCUAGAUAAAUUAAAGAUUUUCCGUAGCCAAUUGGUAACGAAACGGAGACGUAGUUAUCUACGAAAAAUGUAUCUAUGUCUUUUUGCUGUUCUUCUUGAAAUCUCUCUAUUCCGAACUUUCCUUAAAAGCUCGUCGUAGAUCACUGUUGUCCGUAAAGUUGACAAUGAAGGCACUCUGUUCACUAUAUUGUUCGUUAAUAUAAAAGAAAACCACCAGUCAGAAUUCACGAAAGAAUGGACGAAACUGUUAUCCAAUAAAAAUUCAUAAUAUAUUUUCAUGCAAAAGAGUGACUUCGUAUAACUUACGAUUCGUGUCAGGUUUUCGUAGAAUUCCCUCUUUUAUGUUUAUCCAUGAGGGGACGGCUACACGUAAGCUAGAGCUAAAUGUCUUGAGGCAACUUGAUGCCACUCACUACUAAAAUUCUGAGAUUCACUAUAAACUAGUUUCAAAACAAGACUCACGAUAGACUUGCCCUCGGAUUUUUCCAACUUUUGGCAUGAACCAUUUUACGAAAUUCCAUAGAGUGACACAACAGACCUAGGGAAGAGAAACAUAAAGUCAUUACAUUUGCCAAGUUUAGACGGAUAUGUUUAAAAGCAACGGACACUCUUUAAAUUCGAAAAAUGUUACAAGCGUUUCCUCGUGGGGGGCACAACUUCAAGAUCACACUUUGCCAACCGGAUCUCGACGAAAGUUACAUGCAAUGAUGACAAUUAGGUCUAGCUCUUAGAGUGCCAUAUGAGCAGACAACGUUUAAGAAUUUGAUGAUCUCAGAUAAAUCAAUUCAUUGGGAGAUCAAAGCUGAUUCAAACAAACAAGGACUCUGAGUCGGGAGGUCCUCGGUACUAGAGUAGAGGAGGUGAUGACGAGCUUACGUUUUUCCGAGAAUUUGAGAAUACUUGUUUUGCUGUGUUUCCUAUAGCUGUAUUUCAACUCCUGUUUUACGUGAUGGCUCAAAAUGAAAGCUAUUUUGACGAAGUUAAGAAGGAAAUAACUUGUACCAUAUGCGAUUAUCAAUUUAAUGAAGUCAAAGAUCCAAGAAUACUCAGCUGCUUUCAUACAUUUUGUAAAGACUGUCUGGAAGAUUGGCUUCGAGAACAACAAAAUGGUAGAGUGAGCUGUCCGCUAUGCCGCAAGAUCACUGAAUGUCCUGACGGCAUUGAUAGUGUUCAACCCAACUUAUUCUGCCGAAAAAUGGUGGAACUUGUAGAAUUUUACAGCGGAAAUGGACGAGAAGAGUUUCCCCAUUGUAGCAACUGCGACGAGAGUAAGCCAUUAAAAUUUUACUGUUCUGACUGCAACUGUUUCUUAUGUGACACGUGUGCUAUGCUUCACAAGAACUGGAAAAGUUUCAGCGAUCAUCGCAUUAAAGAAGUGGGUAAGUUCGAGUGUAGCGACGCGCAAGAUUUCGCUCGAAGGGCCAACUAUUGCCUUGGUGAACAACACAAUGAAGACGAGAAGAAAAUAAAGAUCAAGUAUUUCUGUGAAGAAUGCUCCGUAUGUGUUUGUCGUGACUGCGUCCUAUUAGAGCAUCGAGAUCACGACUACAUCUCAAUUGAGAAAGGAAUUGAAAAAAAGAAGGGUGAAUUAGAUGCUAAACUUCAAGAAGUUAAAAGAAACCGCUUAUGUUUAAACACCCACAAGACCUCGGUGGAAACACGAAGAGUGAAAGUAAACAACAGCAUCGAUCAGGCGACAAAUGAAGUGCAUAGGCUUGCCGAGCAUUGCAUAAUGUUAAUUCGCCAGCACGAAUCAAGCGUGACGGAAAGGCUAGCGAGGGAGAGAGCAGAUGUUCAAGGUGCAUUCACCAAGAAACUGACCAGUUUAAAUGAAAAGCUGGCGGAAAUAGACCGUGGCUUGGCAUUCAGUGAAGACGUCCUCGUCCGAAGAAAUCUUCCAGAAAUUUUGAAUGUAAAAACAAUUGUUGAGCGGAGGCUCCAAGAACUUUCAAAUCCUUUCGACUUUAUGCCAGUGCUGGAAUAUACUGAUGUUAGGUAUAUCCCAAAAGACGUAUCGCACUUGAAGGAUGCACCCGGAAGGUUAGUGUCUAGCACAACCGCGCCUUUUUUGUCCGAAGCCCAUGGCAGGGGUCUCACAGAGGGUGUCAAAGGCGAGGAUUGCAAUUUCACAGUCACCACAAAGGACUCGCGAGGAACGACCACUUACAGCGAAAUUGACAAAAUAGAAGUUGAAAUAAACUCAGUGUUGCCAUCAAACAUCGUCAUCAAAACCACCGUAAGAGACGAGUUGGAUGGCCAUUACUCUGUCCACUACAGACCAACUAGCCCCGGUGAAUUUACCGUUUCUGUCAAAGUUUCAGAGAUCUCAGUCAAAGGCAGUCCUUUCAUGCUGACAGUGAGGAGCGAAAAUAGGUCUAGAAAGAAAACGAGGCCGAAACCUAACUAUUUGGGGAAAUUGCCCAUUGUUGGCUCCUUUAGCUAUACUAGAAUGUCCUCGGGUGCAUCGGAAUCUUUGGUGGAUGAAACGAGUUCUUCAAGCUUAGCAAACAAUUUGAGAGCUGUUAAAUUGGACAAGGAAAAAGGUUCUUGUCCUAUUUGUCUUGACUCACUGACAAAUCCACGAACGUUGCUUUGUAACCAUUCUUUCUGUGGACCAUGCAUCGCGGAGGCCCGGGAUAAACAUAAGUACAACAAGUGCCCGGUGUGUUUUGAAUUUCAAGGUGUCGUGAAAGGAAACCAGCCACCUGGAGAGAUGACGCAUCACCUUGAAUCCCAAAGUGUUUCUGGCUAUGAAGGUUAUGGCACAAUUGUCAUUGAGUAUAACUUUCAAUCCGGAAUUCAAGGCUCGGAACAUCGUAAUCCAGGAGUUCGUUAUCAAGGUUUGGGUAUCCAGACCCAGAUUAUCUUCGGCAAGUCAAGGAAGAUCUGGCUGCUAAAGGAAUCCGCUAAGAAAAGAGUAGGAAAUCUCCACUUUUACCAUAGUAACAUUCAAAUAAACCAAUUAUUUCACGGUACCAUUAGAUGGACUGAUAAUUUUUGUACCCUUGUAAAAACGAUUUUAAGAAUUACGGUAAAUCAUCUAUUAAGCCCCCCCCCCUCUGAAAAGCCACCCCCCUCUAAUGAGUCCCCCCUAUCAAGCCCCCUACCCCUCCGCCCUCAAAAAACAAAAAUUCAAAAUAACACUCCAUGUCAAUAAGUACGAUAAAUUUAUUCGAUUACUUUAAUUUUAGUUCGUCAUUUAUGAUUGAUUAUGGUGAUUGAUUUAUUGAUGUUAUCAUGUUGGCAUCAGUAGAGUACGGUAUAUGGAGUUACAAUUUAAUAAUAUGAUAUAAAAAAUGUAGAAAGAGAACAAUAUUUGAACAAAUAUGGUACAUCAUUUCCUAUUGUAUCCUGGUAGAGAACAUCGGGCUAAAUUAAUAACCCCCCCUCUAUUAAGUACCCCCCUCUAUUAAGCCCCCACCUCCAAU
Molecule: messenger RNA, 5203 nt
Organism: Stylophora pistillata
Lineage: Eukaryota; Metazoa; Cnidaria; Anthozoa; Scleractinia; Pocilloporidae
Product: E3 ubiquitin-protein ligase TRIM45
Biological process (GO): protein ubiquitination; Notch signaling pathway
Molecular function (GO): protein binding; zinc ion binding
Source: RefSeq, a predicted model, not a curated record